Molecule: messenger RNA, 1152 nt
Organism: Dichomitus squalens LYAD-421 SS1
Lineage: Eukaryota; Fungi; Basidiomycota; Agaricomycetes; Polyporales; Polyporaceae
Product: glycosyltransferase family 2 protein
Exons: 3
Coding region: 66-1040 (324 amino acids)
Cellular component (GO): endoplasmic reticulum membrane
Source: RefSeq, a predicted model, not a curated record
UUCUCUCACUUGUCUUGCUCAUGUCGACCUGACCGCUCCAUCUCAUCCACCAUCUACUGCCCUCAAUGGAUAGCUCAACGCUCCUUUAUGGCGGGCUCGGACUUCUGGCCGCCACACUUGGUACGGCUUACACUCUACUCGUUCUCUGGUCGCCGGAUAUCAUCGUCCCCAAGCCCUCUGAAAAGACUUACCGCUCUCCUCGCAAGCCCUCUGCCCGCCUUCCCCUAUCGUCAAUACGCGACUCGCCUUCAGUCGACUUGACGGUCGUCAUCCCCGCCUAUAAUGAGACAGCCCGGCUACCGGAAAUGUUCUCGACCACGCUUGCGCAUCUUGAGUCGACCCGAUCGUCGCGCUCAUAUGAAGUGCUCGUAGUGGAUGAUGGCUCGCGCGACGGGACAGCGGACCUCGCGCUAAAGCUUGGUGCGCAAUACCCGCAGAGCGACGUGCGCGUCGUCGUGCUAGAGAAGAACGUGGGGAAGGGCGGCGCGGUGCGUCAUGGGAUGUUGCAUGGGAGGGGGAAGAGGUUACUUAUGGUAGACGCCGAUGGUGCGAGUCGGUUCGAGGACCUGGAGGCAUUGUGGAAGGCAAUGGAUGAGAUCUCACCCAAGGGUGAGGCCGCGGUCGUUGUUGGCAGUCGCGCACAUCUUGUAAAGACUGAGGCGGUUGUGAAGCGUUCCUUGAUCCGCAACGUGCUCAUGUACGGCCUCCACACCAUCCUGCGCAUCGUUGGGGUCGGACACAUCCGCGAUACCCAGUGUGGCUUCAAGCUGUUCUCACGUCGUGCUGCGCAGCAGAUAUUCCCGUGCCAGCACCUGGCGACGUGGAUCUUUGACGUUGAGCUGCUGCUGCUCGCGAAGGAACUUCGGAUGGCGGUCGCCGAGGUCCCCAUUGAGUGGCAUGAGGUCUCUGGAAGCAAGCUGCACGUCUUCGCGGACUCACUACAGAUGCUUCGGGACCUUCUAAUCCUACGGGCGAAUCUGCUCCUUGGACGGUGGAAGGUGCAUGCGCCGAAGGCGACACAAAACGGGAAGGGCAGGUAGUGUAGAUAUCGGGAUAGUUAUAAGUUAUUCUAGCGCUACCUAGCGUGGACAUUGAUGUCAUAAGAGAGCGCUGUUCGAUGUCACUUGUGUGCUCAGCGCUGGUGAUGUUCGG